Molecule: messenger RNA, 4339 nt
Organism: Elgaria multicarinata webbii
Lineage: Eukaryota; Metazoa; Chordata; Lepidosauria; Squamata; Anguidae
Gene: RUSC1
Product: RUN and SH3 domain containing 1
Exons: 10
Coding region: 142-3966 (1274 amino acids)
Cellular component (GO): cytoplasmic vesicle
Molecular function (GO): protein binding
Source: RefSeq, a predicted model, not a curated record
CCCACCCCUCCACUCUCAGGAGCUGGUUUUGGCCUCUCACAGGGAAUUGGAUUCCUCUAAGCCACCCUGGCAGGUGAGAUCUGUGCGGAGCUGACGGACCGGCUGGGCCCCGCCCCGUUUUUCCUCUCGUGCUCCGACGCCAUGCAGUCCCCAAAGAAAGGUUUGCUCUGCAACCUGAACCACAUUCACUUGCAGCAUGUCUCCCUGGGGCUCCACCUCUCUCGCCACCCGGAGCUCCGGGAAGACGCGAACACCUUGGCGCCACCGAGAGAGCAGACCGGUUGCCAGGACUGCGGCGGAGGCCCCGAGCUGGUGGUGGACGCCAAUUCCAACAACCCGUCCCUGCCGUGCCGGUGUUGCGAUUCUCACCCUUUGCAAUCGGGGGUCAAAGAGGGCCUGCAGACGCAGACCCUCUUGCCCAAUUGCCCAGUUCUGAAGCAGGAGGAAGAGGAGGAGGAGGAAGAAGAGGAGGAGGCCGGGUCCCCUUCAGAUCCUGCCUCCUUGUCCGUGAGCAGCUGCUCGGACCUCAGCCUGGACGACUCGCCCGUCUCCGUGUACUGCAAAGAGUUCCCUGCCGAGGAGGCCCAGAGUCCUGAGAAUCAGCCCAACAUCGUCCCCUUGGAAGAUGCCCAUCACGUCCCCUCUCUGGCCGACCGCAAAGAGCUGGGUUCUAAUCUCAACGUCCGAAGGGGGGAACGCCCCGCUUCCCGGGUCUGGGACAGCCCCGAUAGCUUGUGCAGCAGUAGCUCGUUGGAGUCUGCAUCUGACAGCGCUUCUCCUGGCACACAAAGCCCGGAUGAAGCGCCCCUCGCUGGCUCCUGCCCAGCUCCGCAGCUCCCACCGCCCCCCGUCCGUCCCUGCAGGGCACCCCCAGCCGUGCCGGUGCUGCAUGUUGGCCCAGAACUGGAUUCGAACAGCAACGCCUUGGUGGCCCAGGAAGCCGGACCUGGAAGUCUCUCCUCCUCGGGGCAAGUGGACGUCAAUUCGAACCAGGCCCCUCCUCCGAGGCCUAAGAGGGCAAGCGUGCCUCCCCCUGUGCCCCCCAGAACCAAGAGGGGUCUUCAGGGGUUGAGGCGCCAAGAAGCGGGCAAGCCGACCCCAGAGUCAGCACCCCCAGUCCCAUCCCGCCAGGACGACGCUGCCCGGAAGAACAUCACUUCCUUCCACGAGCUAGCACAAAAGCGGAAGAAGGCGGUGUCCAUGCCGCCCACGCUGCAGACAAGGAAGGACCAAAGCGACUGGCUGAUCGUCUUUUCCCCCGACACGGAGUUGCCUCCUUGCCACGAGCUCACGUGGGGGAGCGCGCCUGGGCAGGAGACCACCCGGCCCCCGGCCUCAUCAUCCGAGCCAGCGAACUCCACCGGCUGCCUCCAAAGAGGGGUGACCACGUUCAAAGAACUGCGCUGCCGCAAGCAGAAAGGCCAGCCAGCCACCCAACCCCUUCAGUGCGCCUAUUCAGGGAAAGGGAGGCCGGAGGGCGACACUCUGGCAGAGAAUGACCCGGAGCCGCCGGCCAUUGGGCAUUUCUGGGCCCCGAAGGAACUUCAGCCCCGGAGGAAGACGCCCCGGCCUGGGUUGCAGCCUAUUGUGGAAGGGGGCUUCGAAGAAGGAGAGGACGGAGGGGCGGAGCGGAAGGCCUCCGGCAGAAGCUUACAGGGCACACCAAACGGGAGGAGGGACCCGUGGAUGCCAGGGAGAGAGGAGAGGGGAGGCAGGCGUUUUCAAGAGGUCAAUGCUCUCCCCCCGGCCUCUGCCCGGCCUCCGCAUUUCCAGCCCCUUCUGGUCCAUUUCUCCGUGGUGGACACUCAGGCCACCGAGCCCCAGCGCCCCUCCUCUCUCUGCCCCAGCUUGGAGAGCGUGGAGUUGACCUCCCCUGACCCGACGCGCCAGGCCUUCUGCCCCCGGCUCAAGACCUUGUCCUGCGAAGAGGUCUGCUUGCUGGCCGGCCGGCCGGGGCAGGUUUCCGGCACGCUCUCGCCUGAGGAGCUCUUCUUCCCCAUCCGCCUCUCGCCCAUCGGGGCCUACUCCCCUCCUGCCAGGAGCGCUUUGCCUUUCCUCGACAGCCCCGACCUGGCCGUGCUCUUCUCCCCCUUCUUCCCCCACAGCAGAACCUUCCCCACCUUAGCUUUCCCGCCCUGCCAGGUGCCCGAGCUGCCGAUUGGAGCCCGGAGGGCCCUGGACAGCCGGGCUGGACCAGCGGGGGCCAGGAGAGUGUCCUGGGGAAGUAUGGGAGCCACGGAGUCGGGAGUUCCCGAGCAACUCCGUCAUUCUCAAUCCUUUAACGGUGUCCCAAGCGCAGGGUGUCCACGGAGGGCAGAUGCCGACCACGUCUCCGCACAGUUGAGAGAGCAAAAGAAAGCGUUGCUCGUGGCAGUCAGCGCCUCCGUGGACAAGAUUGUGGCCCACUUCAGCACUGCUAGAAACCUCGUCCAGAAGGCCCAGCUGGGAGACAGCCGGCUCAGCCCGGACGUGGGCUACCUGGUCCUAAGCACCUUGUGCCCAGCGCUCCGUGCCCUGGUGAGCGACGGCCUGAAGCCCUUUCAGAAGGAUGUCAUCACAGGCCAGAGGCCAAGUUCCCCAUGGAGCGUGGUGGAAGCCUCCGCCAAACCCGGCCCCCACGCCCGAUCCCUGAACGCCCUGUACUGGCGCGUCUCACGGCUGGCACCGCUCCGUAGCAACCAGCAGCGCUUCCACGCUUUCAUCCUGGGCCUCUUGAACAUGAAGCAGUUAGAACAGUGGUUCGCCCAGCUGCAGCGGAACUCGGAGCUGAUCUCGGCGCUGUACUUUCCCACUGCCUUCCUGGUGCUUAGCCAAGGCUUUUGCCGCCGCUGGUCCGAGGAGCUGCUGCUGCUGCUCCAACCACUAUCCAUGCUGACCUUCCAGCUGGACCUUUUGUUCGAACACCACCACUUGCCCCUCGACGCCCGGCCGAUGGCCAGUCAGGCCGCCACGCCGACGGAGCCGCCUGCCGGUUCCCGGAAAGCCGCUGAGCCCAGCCGCCCGGAUUUCCCGAGGCGCCAAGUUCCUCUAGCUGGGCAGGCGGAGGGCCCCGUGGCCCAAUCCAGCCCGCUCCACCAGCCCCAAGAGGGGGUCCCUCUGCACCAGAGACUUCUCCAGUGGGGGGAUCGCCUGACCUACACACUGCGAGGCCGUGAGGCCUCCCUCAAGCCGGAGCCCCGUGCCCAAGCCGAGAAGGGGGAGGCCGAAGAGAAGCCACGGAGCUGGUGGGAGCAACUCAGCCAGCCGGCAGGGGCCCACACCAACGCCUCUGGGCAGGAGGGUUUCUCUUCUACCCACUGGACCAAGCUGCGGCUGGCUCUGGGGGAAGCCGUAAAGGAGGGCCACAGCGGGGCAGGCGAAGCUGCAGCAAACCCCGACACGUGCCCCCAGACACCCAGGCCCGGAGAAAGCCACGCGGGAGCGCCAAAGCAGGCACCCUCCAGCGGGGCCCCCGGGAGCUUGCCUGAUGGUGGAGCGGCAAGGCAGCCUGAGACGACCCCACCCAGCGCUGGAAAAUCCGGCCCGGCGGGUGCCCAGGAGGCGGACGGGACCCCCGAUGGCGGGGACACUCCCGGAAGCAGGAAGGGGCAGCGGCUGGGGUGGCUGUUCGGAGCAAAUUGCCCCGGAGCUUCCAACGAGCCUGAUUUGUUUGGGCCCAAAUACAGACGUCCAUCGAGCUGGCUGCCCCCCACCAUGAAUGUCCUGGCACUAGUGAUGAAGACGUCGCCGGCAGAGAAGAGCUGGCAGGAGGAGUCAUGGGAACACAACGGCCCGCCAGAUCCGCUGCAGGCAUACAGGGCCGUGCGCGCGCUCUGUGACCACGCGGGGAGCGGGACCGACCACCUGAGCUUCCGGAAAGGUGACAUCCUGCAGGUCCUGGACACGGUGGACGAGGAUUGGAUCCAGUGCUGCCAAGGAGACCGCAGAGGCCUCGUUCCCGUCGGCUACACCUCUCUAAUCCUGUGAGACGCAGGGACGAGCGACACGGAGCUAAGCAGCCGCCGCAGCCGUAAGAGAAGAGGCCGCAGAAGACAAACCCCACAGCCACCCCACACCGUGACAGGAGCUUCAACAAAAUACGUGAACACGAAGAGGGAGAGAAGAGCGCGUGUGCACAAGUGUUACCUGUUCUUGACCUCACGCCUGUCCUAAGAACUCCCCUGAUAUCAGAGCCGAGGUCACGGCCUGCCACCGGGGCACGGUUCCUGCGAAGGUGGGCUUCCUGCUGCCUCAUGGUUUCAUUCUUUCAAACUGCCCGCCCGCCCCGCUUGAAUGUCCUUAGCCUGACUUGGCCGAUGCAGACCCCCUCCCCAUUACCAGUCUCACACACAUGACCACU